Messenger RNA from Ctenopharyngodon idella (grass carp), 6196 nucleotides. It is a transcript of the gene lmx1al, whose product is annotated as LIM homeobox transcription factor 1, alpha-like. Gene Ontology annotation, molecular function: RNA polymerase II transcription regulatory region sequence-specific DNA binding; DNA-binding transcription factor activity, RNA polymerase II-specific. The record is from RefSeq and is a predicted model, not a curated record. The transcript has 9 exons. Lineage: Eukaryota; Metazoa; Chordata; Actinopteri; Cypriniformes; Xenocyprididae. Gene Ontology annotation, biological process: regulation of transcription by RNA polymerase II; neuron differentiation. Gene Ontology annotation, cellular component: nucleus. Bases 1154 to 2374 code for a protein of 406 amino acids.
UUUUAAUCCAGUUAUCGUAUACGCAGAACAGCGUUAAGGAAAGUAACAUGUAUCACGUGACAAAGCCGUAAACGUCGGUUAAUCAGAGGUCAAUUAAUAUACUAAUAAAACAAUAAAAUAGUAACACAGAGUAACUGGACACUGAGGAGUCAUUGAACUAAAAAAAAAAACAACACACACACAAUGAGUGAGGCAUUUUAUUAUUAUCACUGAGGAGAAUUAUUAUUUAGACCACAUCAGGGCCUGACUGCUUUACAUGCUACGUUAGCCUAUACAUAAUAUUUAAUACGCCAGUGCCACUAGAUGGCAGACGCGACGCGUAUGGACCUGCAUUGCAUUUGAUGUCACGUUCGAGUUAAUCUUUAGCUAUCAAUUGGGUUUAUUAAAUACUUCAAGAAUGACCUGAACUUCCAUAUCCGCCAUUGUUUUGUUAACAGGCCUGCACUAAGCAUUUUCCCACUGUAGCUCUUGAUAGGCUAAGCUAUUUUUUUACAAAUUCAUUCUUUCAUUGGCCAAGAUUUUUGUCUUAAAACAUAUUUAUAUAUUUAUAAUCAAAUGACACAUUUGAUAACAUAUUUAGCCUAUAACGAACAUUAUGCUAGCUGCCUAUUGGCUCGUGCUGGUCUGUUUUCAACCGUACAAAUUGACACGUUCAUUCACAACUUGAACACUUGUUUUUGUUUGUAACUUUCAAUAGAUCAAUAGGCUAUUAUGUACAAAAAUAGACCUAUGUCUUUCAUCUGAAGUCUAAUGAUCUUCUUUAGGCUAUAAAGUUUGAGAUUAUUACUAUUAUAGGCUGACGUAUGUAAUUUACCAAUCUUUUUAUUUAAACAGCCUGUCAGUCAGACAAUAAACUAUUCCUCUGAAAGAGAAACAGCGAGAUACUCGUUGCCAGAUACAAUAGGCCACAUAUACUUUGUAAAUGCUCGUGUUUUCUUCUUCUUGCACCCCUCCUUGAUCUCACCCUCCUCCAGCAGUCAUUGAUAGUGCGCGCGCAGCCCGAGUCUUCACUCCAUCACAUAAAGCGCGCGCCUGAACAUCACACACAGUCUGGGUAUGCGUUUGCGCCACUGCGUGCAUUUUGGACUAUAGCUAAUACUAAAGUUUGGCUUUUGGAGCACUGUUGCCCGUCCUCUUCUUCAAAGGUAUUUUGAUGUUACCAACAGAAAUCUCAGGAGGAGUGUGUUUCAGCACAAGUCAGCACUCCAAAGAAGGAAGGAACGGAAUGAAAACAGAAGAAAACCAAUCAUGUCUUCAGCAGGCCCCCUCUGCCACUCCUUACGAGCAUGUGGGAGGAGGUGAGGUGUGUGCAGGGUGCGAGUCUCCCAUCGCGGACCGCUUCCUCCUGCGCGUCAAUGAACUGUCCUGGCAUGAGACGUGUGUCAAGUGCGCGGUAUGUCGCAGCGCGCUGAGUGGGACCUGCUACUGCCGGGACCGCUUGCUUUACUGCAAGCAUGAUUAUGAGAAGUUGUUCGUGCGGAAGUGCAGUGCGUGCCUGCAGGCGAUCGGCCGCUCGGAGCUCAUCAUGCGUGUGCUGGGGCAGGUGUACCACCUGGGCUGCUUCAGCUGCUGCGAGUGUGAGCGCCGGCUGCAGAGAGGUGAUGAGUUUGUGCUAAAGGAGGGACAGCUGCUCUGCCGGGGAGACUAUGAGAAGGAGAGAGAGAUGCUGGCCGCCAUCAGCCCGGCCCCUACCGAGUCUGUAAAGAGUGAGGACGAGGAGGGUGGCGGUGUCUCCGUCGGGGGGAAGGCUGGGGAUGAUGGGAAGGAGCACAAGAGAUCCAAGAGACCACGCACCAUCUUGACCACACAACAGCGUCGCGCUUUCAAGGCUUCCUUCGAGGUGUCUUCCAAACCCUGCCGAAAGGUCAGAGAAACUCUUGCAGCUGAGACUGGACUGACGGUGAGAGUCGUGCAGGUGUGGUUCCAAAAUCAGAGAGCAAAGAUGAAGAAGAUCGCUCGCAGACAGCAGCAGCAGCAGCAACAGCAGGAACAGGAGCAGAUGGGUGGGACCAGGAGGGGUCCGAGCAGAGGGGGGCGCCAGAGUAACGAUGACAGUGAGGAUGGCUCCAGCAGUCACGGACUGGAUGGGUUGCUCUCAUAUUCCUCUCUGCCACGCCAACAACUGCUGGCUUUGGAUCCGAACAUAUACGGAAGCGAGCAGUUCCGACACGGGCUCACGCCACCACAGCUCGGCCCCGAGCAGAUGCACUCCUAUGACUCAGAGACAGUUUUCCAUGACUUGGACAGUGAUGGAAGUCUCAGUCAUCUUGGUGACUGUCUCUUGACGACCGCAGAGGGUGGAGUCCUGGCAGGGCGGAUAGGAAAUCCCAUUGAUCGUCUCUACUCAAUGCAAAACUCCUACUUUACCUCAUGACCCUGGUUCCACCUACCUAAAGCGCUCCACCACCACUGCAGGGGGCAACAAAGAGAUCAUCAUCAAAACUAAUUGAAUCCCACAAUCACAUCUUAGUUGUGCCAAUAAAGCUCUAACCAAUCAAACCAAGACAGGAUCAGACCCUAAAAAUUCAAUAUGACAUGGACAGAAUAGGAAUUCACUGGAAUAUCAUGUUUUGUAUCACACAUAUGCACUAUUUUCUCCGCUCUGUAUCGCGCAAGCAUUUUUGGACAGUCAUAGGUGCAGACAUCAACAGGCAGCUCUUCGUGAAGUGUAAGUGUUACCUCACCCUCUACUCACUGUAAAACUAACAAACUGAUCAAGUCGGUAUCCAAAAUCUCCCCCUAUACUCUCAUUCGCUAUUAGAGUGCUUGAAUGAUGAUGUGUUUUGUAGGCCAACCAAAAAGUCAGCAUCACCCCGGUUCCCUCGAUAAAAAGACAAUAGGAUUAUUCUACUGGAUUAUUGCAGAAAAUGCUCUUACACAUUUUGUUCAUCAUGAUAAUCUUUUGAAAAUUUUAAAGCCUAAAUACAGCAGAAGUAAAAAUCUAAAUGUAUAAAAAUGCACCACGGUCACAUGACUUCAACAUCACCACCAAGCUUCUAACAUAUAUUUCAGUCUUUUAAAAAACAUUUUCUGUGAUAAUAAACACAACAAGGCUGUGAAAGCGGAUUAGUGUAUUCAGUGUGAUAAUGUUUAAAGGUGCAGUAAGCGAUUUUUGAGAAACCAAGCAGCACAACAAACUUGUCAGCAGCAGGGGGCGUGGUCACUCAUGAUGGGGGAGGAGAGAGUGGGAGAUUUGAAUGAAGACUGUUGAAAGAGAGAUGGCUGAGAGACAUUACAAAAGAGAAAAGGUCAGUGGAAUAUCACUGGGAAAAGAAGGGUUAUGAUCAGGCAAGAGCUUUAAGGCUCAUGUUAAUAUUAGAAAAGCUUUCCAGCGCUGGAGAGACCCAAGCAGGAAGGAGUGAAAAUGGACGCCAAGGCUGUGUGGUUUCUGCUACGUACGUGAGUAACAUUGGUUUUGCUGUGUUUCGCAGAUCAAGAGAAGCUGUUGUUGUAAUGUUAGCUAUAGGAACAGGACAGUUUUGAGUGACUAACAACGAACUCUUGCUUGUAUUUCCUCUUGUGUACUGCAUGUUCAUUUUUUGUUCUUCCUUGUCGUUCCUACAUCAUCUUUGCUUUAUUUUUCGUGACGCAUUAUUUUGCUUCGCUUCAGUUAUGAUAAACAGACUCGUGCAUUUUGGGGGCAAAACAGUGAAGGGAGGGGUGUGUUUGUUUGGGUUGAUUUCAAAUAUCAACAUUGUUUUUCAGAAAUUGCUUACUGCACCUUUAAUGUCCCCAACAACCUUUGUAGUCCCAUUUUGCCACUUGUUAGCAAAUGCCUUUUUCAAGACAAGUAAAAGCUAUUAAUGCUGUAUUUUAUGGUGUAGAAUAAUAUGUAAAAAUGAGCUUAUGAUAACCUUAUUUCAUGCUCUUAACCAAAAACGCAUCGACUUCAGGAUGAUGGAACCGGAAGUGCCAAAAUGCAAACUGGGUUUUGGCCUACAAAAAUAUGUCAUCCUUGCAGCAUUCUCUUCACUACAUUAGUCCACUGAAUGAGUGAAUGAAACAGAAUGAGCCGGAUGUUCUGUCCACUAUGGUUUCGGACACCAAUACAAAUGGCUGACCCCUCAAAUAAUGCAAGGGUAUGGGAGCGAUUUCAGACACAGCCCAAGCCAAUUUCCACUCUCUUCUUAUUGCUUUGCCAUCUUUAGGUCCUUCCUUAUGAAAAGGAAUCAGCUUUUGUUUAAAUCUAACACAAAAACCAAAAUAGUCUAGCAUGCUGGCAUAAGUCAAAUGUACAUUAAUUUUUUUGUCAAGUGAAAAUGUAUAUUAAAGAUGCACUCAGUAGUUUUAUGUAUGUCAAGCUGACCAAUAUAGCAGUUGUCUUGGACUUAUACUGACACCUAGUGGCGUGGAUGCAGCAUCACACAAACACAAAUGUUUGACACGAGUUAUUAUAGCUAAAUAAAACUAAAACCAUAAAAAAAAUUGUUACUUGAAAUAAAGUAAAUGUUAACUGAAAUAAAUUAAAAUAUUACCUAGUUGCCAAGGCAACAUUUCUAAUUUUCAUUUAAUUUAACUAAACUAAAAAUUACUAAAACUGGAAUAAAAAUUCAUAAAAACUAUAUAGACAUUAAAAAAAAAAAGCUAAUAAAAAUGGGGGAAAAACACAACUGAAUUAUUAAAAUGUUAACUAAAAUUAAAGUGAAAAAUAAAAACUAAACUAUAAUAGUAUCUCAAUAAUACUAAAAAACUAUUUUGUUUAGCUUUUGUUAAAAAAAAAAAAAACUCUUUUAUCCAUAAUUAAUCAAUACUGCAGACAAUAGUGUUCACAAAUGGGGGUAAACAAGAUAGAGUGAGUAGUAUGCAACCAUUUGGUGACCCAACACUUGUAAAAUAAGACAGCUGUUAUGACUGGAGUCUUCAUCUCAUGUUAAUGUUGUUUUGUAACACGUUAUUUUUCAAAAGCACUACUGAUUUUUUUAAGUGUAAAAGUCUUUUAAUGAGAAAAUAAAAUACUGAGUGCACCUUUUAACAUUUUAAAUUCCUUUUCACAAAUGAAAAAUGUUGACAGCUAGUGCAGUAUUUUUUAUGAAGAAAUUUAAUUUUGAUUUCAUUUUUAAACACUGGCAGUUUCUCAGACAGAGGUUUAGUGUUCUUUUUUUUUUUUUUUUUUUUUUUUUUUUUAAGCCGCCUUAACUGUGCAUUGGACAAUUAAAAGAGACAAAAUUUUAAAAUUAAAAUAGUACACCAUAAAAUAAUGAAAUGUCUAUUAGAUAUAACUGAAGAAGAUAUCUCAAAGACCAAAAAAUGUGAGGGAGUCUUGAUUAUGCUGUAAUUUAAUAUUUCAUAUAACAAAACCACAAAUGAGAUGAUUUAAUUUAAAUCUCAGGUUUUAAACAGUAUUAACAUUUGGACACAGGGUAAAUUUUCUCUGAUUAAAAAAAAAAAAGUGAGAAAUGUGAAAACAAGGGCCUUGAUUUAUUUCCUGCAGUAGCAUUGCUAUUUGGUGACUAUGGUAAACAGGUAGGUUUUUAGAUUGUUAGGCAUCAGGUAAAAUGUAGAGAUGUGCUCUAAUCUCCAAACUGAGAUGACUCCAUGAUAAGGAAAUGAUCAGGGUUAUUGCUGUUACAGGGUUAGUUAGCCUUACAGUUACAGGGUUGAUAAUAAAUAAGACAUUUAUCUCUUUAGUACUGACAGGAAAAAUAGCACAAAGUAUUAAGAAAACUCCCUAAAUGUUACAGGACGUGUACACUUGGCAAAGUGUUGCUAAUUGUGCUUUAUUGUAAUAUACUAAAUGUGUUGGUCAUAUGACUGUUGUUGUAAUUAGCACUAUUGUUAUACGUGUAGUUAUUUACUUCACCUCUUUUUACUCAUUAUGUUCUUGUUGAUUAUUUUUAAUGGCAACAAUAGCAUCGGAAUAUUUAUGUUGCAGCAUGAUAUACUGUAUAAUUAUGUGAAAUGUAUUAUUUAUAUUGAAGAAUGUACAGUAACACCAUCUGCUUAUGAAAAUCCUGACAAACUGAAAUGUAGUUUCUAGUACACUGGACUUGACUUUCUGGUACAUCAAGUGUGCAGCUGACUGCUCACAUAUUCAUGAACCAUUUUGUGAUACUGGACUGUUUUAUUUAGAGUGUUAUUUCUGUUGAUGGGGCGAUGAAUGUACCAUCUUUCUGUUUCUUUUUGUGUGAUCACUUUCAGUGAACGUGUUUUUGUGUACGGUGUUCUCGGGUUUCCAAUAUAACUCAUUUCAAACAUU